AUGACGACCAGGUUGCUGGUCCUCCUGAUCAGCGUUACCAACUGGCAACAUGCUCUGCCUGACAGCCUCAACUGGCUCUAUGAGGAUGUCGGCCGAUCAGAGGCAUUUCGAGCAAAAGCAACUAGGUUGGGUACCUCUCCGUUCAUCCUGGUCGAGAGGGACCCGGUACGCUACUCUAAGCCAGAAGAAGUGGAGAACAGGGUAGCUCAGAUGAUGGUAAAGAGGAACUUGCUCCGAGGGGGGUCAACAGCCGGCCCGAUUAUGCAAGGGCCACCCUGCAAGAGCAGCACCUACCGAUCACCUCAUUCGUCAGUUAUGGGUGGGAAGCUCCAGCAUCUCCGCGAUCGAUGCUUCAUCAUGGAAAUCGGGAGCCAGAAACAAGAUUUGCUGAGUGGUGUGCUAGCUUCAGAUGGGAGUCGCUGCGAUGUGAAGCAAGUUUCUCACAGCUCCGAGCCAUCGGGGUUGAGUUUCCCGGAAUCAACCGUCUGCGACGAUGCGAUGAAGACCCAUGGUCAACGGAGUCAAAAGAAUGUCCUGUCAACUCCUGCUACAAAGAAAAUGACGAAGGGCUGCAAAGAGCAAGCGAUCCCAUCCUCAACAACGUGUAAGAAGGCAAAGAUGGGCAAGAAUGUUGUCACUUCGCAGAUGUUAAAGUUGGUCAACUCUCAGCCUGAUGGGAAUGUGUUAAGCCAAAACAGGACAGAAAUAUUUGAAAGACCAGCCAAGAAGAGCAAUUCAACCAGCAGAGACAGCGAGCAUCAUGGACAUGUCCACGUGCAGAAGGGCUGCAGUCUUGGGUGCAUGACUUGGAAGCCCAUGUGUAUGGCGUACAUGUGUGCAUGUAUAACUUGGUACCUCAUCAGAAUCAUCUCCUUCGGAAGGCAGCCCAUCAGAUUCUGUCUCUCGUCCCACAGAGAAGUCAAGCUGUAUCUGCUCACAACUCAGAAACUGGUCGGCAAAUCAGCGUGCGAUGCAGAGACAGAAGAGGCUCUCAGAGCUGAAGAUCCAAAUGAUGUGUGGAAUAGGGUUUCAAUGGAAUACUCAGGCAACGUGCCCUACAAGGGGAAGCUGCGGCGGUUAGGGUGUUGGGUGUUCAACCAGGUGAAAGCCUCUGCUGCCGACCUUCACUGCCUGACGCCUCACGAAGCGAAUCUUGCAGCGGAAGGGACUCCUUUCCUCAAGCAGGUUCGGGGGGCGGACAAACUGUGGCAGAAAAGGAACAAAGAGUUCGAGUGGGAAGCUCGGUUCCGUGAACUUUGCCUGUACCGUAUGCAUCAUGGUACGUGCGACGUGCCGAGGAAAUAUGAGGCGAUCGGAUUUCGAUGGCAGAUGCGGAAAUCGUCACCAUGCCGUCGAGAAGUACAUCUGAAGCCAACGGACGUUUGGCCAGAGGGCCCAGGCAUCUUUGCCGAACACUACUGCGGAAGUUCUAACGAGAAGCCUGUCGAGCACCAAGUUUGCAUCUGCGGUGAACAGCAGCCCAAGAAGGUGAGGAUCUUCUGCCCCCUCCAUUUGCAUCCUCUGGAUCUCCUUGGCGCUAAGAAGAUCGUCCUCGUGUUGAUCAUCUCUCGGCAUCUCUUCCAAGAGUAA
This is a messenger RNA of Guillardia theta CCMP2712, 1590 nucleotides long. RefSeq lists its product as hypothetical. The record is from RefSeq and is a predicted model, not a curated record. Bases 1 to 1590 code for a protein of 529 amino acids. The transcript has 10 exons. NCBI's taxonomy places the organism in Eukaryota, Cryptophyceae, Pyrenomonadales, Geminigeraceae.